Messenger RNA from Pogona vitticeps (central bearded dragon), 1285 nucleotides. Its product is annotated as interleukin-27 subunit alpha. Gene Ontology annotation, molecular function: interleukin-27 receptor binding. Gene Ontology annotation, biological process: regulation of T-helper 1 cell differentiation; regulation of T cell proliferation. The record is from RefSeq and is a predicted model, not a curated record. Lineage: Eukaryota; Metazoa; Chordata; Lepidosauria; Squamata; Agamidae.
GCGACAUUCCUUCUCCAGACUCUUCUCAGCUGCUACAUGCUUGCUGCUGCUGUUCCGGCCAGGCCCCGAGGGGAUAAGGCAUCCACAGUUGAUUGGCAGGCCAAUCUGCAGAAAGAAUUCAGAAGAAGCGUAAACUUCUCGCGACAACUACUCUGCAAAAUAAGGGUCCUUAAACAUCAUUAUCUCUCCGACCGUCUCCCGGGAGCUUCACUCACUUUCGUAACUCACAAAGGGCUGUUUUCCUUAACGAGCUUGGAUCUUCAUACAGGGCUUUCUCUUUCGGAUGCCAAGCGCUUGACCCACCUGGCCAAGAUGCUGUCAUUCUAUCAGGACUUGAUACAACAGCUAAAGGACUAUGAAGCAGACAGAGAAGAUUCUACAUUUGUCCCUCAGCUCGAAGAUCUUGGUUUUAACCUCCGAGAUCUGAGUCAUCAUGUGAGUUAUCAGAUUUCACUUUGGGGCCUGCCAUCUGAAAAUAACCCUGAACCAACUCCCGAACCACCUCAGAUUCUUCAGAGUAAGGAUCAGUGGAGGAACCGCCAGGAAGGAUACAUUGUCUUGCGCCAUCUUGAGAGCUUCCUAUGUCGUGCCACGCAGGAUUUCUGGAUUCUUAAAGAUAAAAUAAGGAUGUAAAUCCUUGCACUUUUUUUCAUUCCCAUGCAAGAGAAGGAGAAAACAACAACGUUUUGACUUCAUGCCCAAGAGAGAAUGAAAUGUACUUUCUGCCAAUCUUGAUUUCAGUUUUUGCUUUUGCAAGAACAAGGUUUUUUUACAUGAAGAAUGCAAAUUGCAUGAAAUCAUAACUGUAGCUGCUUUGUUCCAUUGACUUUUAAGAAUUAAGAUCACUGGGUGGAUCGUUUGCUUCUUUUUAAACAAUGGCCCAGCCCUUCUGUGCCUGCUGUGUGUGCUUUGCUUCUUAAAAGCAAAGAGUACUACUUUUGCCCAGAGUUUUACGUCUUCCUCUCAUCCUAGGGGUGAGGAAUCUUGAAAAGUUUGAACAUUUUGUUUCAAAGCUCCUAAAUCAAUGUGAACAAAGCAUUUAGCAAAUCUUCUUAACAUCCCUAGAUUAGACUGAUCUUUUUAGAUCCAAGGGUUCUUAAAUCCAACUUGUUCCCAUUCUAACCCUCUCCUGCACCACCAACACCCAUUCCAACCUGGUAGGGAAUGUUAGCAUUCUGGCAUCCAGAUUGUAGAUCCCUUCUCAUAAUUUAUGGACUUUUUUUAUUUAUGAAGAUUAAUGUUGCUUAUCUGAAAUGUCUAAUUUAUAUAUAUUUAUUUUUUUCUA